GAUUUCUGGCCAGUGGACAUACGCGACCGUGGAGACAGUGUCUCGCACCCAUUCUGCGAUAUUCAUCGUACCGCGAGAGUUACGUACUCCUGCGUUUCAAGAUUCCGCACGAACAGCUAACAGUGGAUACGGUGUUAAAUGAAUCCUGCUGAACUAAAUCAGUACCAACCAGUAGCCACUUUCGAGAAGCUGGAAAGCACACACACGUACAGAAUGGAAAAGGGUAGUGCCUCUCGCCAGUUUAUGGCUGGCAUCAUCGUGAACUUGGCCUCCGUGAUGGUCGGAACCGCGCUCGGUUGGACGUCACCCGUCGGGCCCAAACUAGCCUCGAAAAUCACCUCACCACUUGACACCAUCCCGACGGUGUCAGAAAACUCCUGGAUCGCGUCUCUAGUGGCGGUCGGUGCACUAAUUGCUCCCUUUAUCGCUGGUCCACUCGCGGAACGGUUUGGACGUAAGCUCACCCUUCUCGGUAGCUCGGCCUUCUUCAUCGUGUCCUUUAUACUGCUGCUGACGACGGGAACCGUCACUCAGGUGAUGGUGGCUCGCUUAAUCCAGGGUCUGGGUGUAGGUUUCGUGAUGACCGUGCAGACCAUGUACAUUGGUGAGAUCGCCAGUGCCGAGUACCGAGGCGCCCUAGGAUCCCUCAUGCAGCUGUGCAUCGUGACCGGCAUCUUGUACGUGUACAGCAUCGGACCGUAUGUGUCGUACGGGGCGCUCCAGUGGGCUUGCCUGGUAAUUCCAAUCGCGUUCGCGGGAUCAUUCUUCUUCAUGCCCGAGACACCGGCGUACUACAUCGCUAAAGGUGAAAAAGAAAAGGCAGUUGAGUCGUUGUGCUUCCUGCGCAAUAAAACCGUCGACGGUGUUCAGGAAGAGCUACACGAGAUCUCGACCACUGUCGAGGAUUCGCUCAAGAAUAAGGGCACCGUGCUGGAUCUGUUCCGAAACGGUGGCAACGUGAAGGCGCUGACGAUCUGUGCCGGAUUGAUCAUCUUUCAGCAGCUGUCCGGCAUCAACGUGAUCCUGUUCUACACGCAGAACAUCUUCGCCAGCACCGGCAGCAGUCUGGCACCGGCCGUAUCGACCAUUCUCGUUGGUGCGGUGCAGGUGUUGGCAAGUGGCGCUACACCCCUCAUUGUCGAUCGUCUCGGACGUAAGCCAAUUCUGCUGACGUCUGCUGGUGGUAUGUGCAUAUCACACAUCACUAUGGGGUUGUACUUUUACCUCAAGUACAGCAACUCUCCCUCACUCGGUAGCCUCGGCUGGCUGCCGAUUAUGUCACUGAUCUGCUUCGUGACGGUGUACUGCAUUGGGUUUGGUCCUUUACCGUGGGCCGUAUUGGGCGAAAUGUUCCCGGCUAAUGUGAAGUCGAUCGCGUCCUCGAUUGUCGCCUCCACCUGUUGGGUGCUUGGUUUUAUCAUACUGCAGUUCUUCGCCGAUCUCGACAAUGCUGUCGGUUCGCAUUGGUCGUUCUGGAUAUUUGGCAUCCUGUGUGGGGUGGCGUUCAUUUUCACGUUCACCACGGUCAUGGAAACUAAGGGAUUAAGUUUGCAGGAGAUCCAGGAUCGACUGAAUGGAAAGAUUUAAUUGGCACCACGUGAGUCUUAUAGCUUCUUUACGCUACAAGGGGAGCGAGAGAGAGAUAGAGAGAGUAAGCGAGCGAGAGAGUACUAGAAAGAUAAUGUGUUUGGGUGAAUAUUUCCUCUUGUUAGAUUUUUUGUUUAGUUAUUGGUGUUUUGUGCGGUUAGUCAGAGCAGGAUACUUGCACAAGCGCCAAAGUGAUACGUGUGGUAGCGAUGGUUUGAAAAUGUUGUAUGUAUUGUGUUACUUUACUUUGAAUAAAAGUAUAUAUUGUUGUUGUGAAGCCAA
Molecule: messenger RNA, 1869 nt
Organism: Anopheles nili
Lineage: Eukaryota; Metazoa; Arthropoda; Insecta; Diptera; Culicidae
Product: facilitated trehalose transporter Tret1
Exons: 5
Coding region: 139-1587 (482 amino acids)
Biological process (GO): transmembrane transport; carbohydrate transport
Cellular component (GO): membrane
Molecular function (GO): sugar transmembrane transporter activity
Source: RefSeq, a predicted model, not a curated record